UACAAUAUUGUUGCGUAUUUUUCGUAAGAAUUGUAUUUGAACGAAUUAAAUUAUAAUUAUUAGAAUAAUGUGAUAAUUAAGACGUAAAAAAUCACCCAAAAACCAAAACUAUUAAACUCAAAUGCCAUCAGCAUCAAUCAAGUGCGAAAUAUGAAGCUAAGUGUUAGUGCAUACCGUGCGCAUGCGUCUGCCCAUAAGAAGAUCCUGACGUCAUCCUACCAGCAACACUAUGGGAGCACCGCCGCGCCACCUGUGUGCAACCCUUUGCAGACACCUUUUACUCCGCAGGCUGAAGAGGGUACUAGCAGAACAUCAGAGGGAGAGGACAAUGACGUGAGUGAAGUGAAUGUCGAUUCCUCCCGAGGAGUGUCUGUUGCGACGUCCCGGGAAGAGGAUGACGACUCCAGUAUUAAUGCCAGCAACGCUAGCAAGAGUCCAGGACAGAGGCGACCGAUCAUUGCAUCGAGCUCGUCCGCUCGGAGGUCCGAAGGGGACUCCGAGAGGGCCAGGUCUGACUCAGACUCACGCGGCCAUAAAUGGAGACACGUGCAAGCUGUCAUGGCAUACUACCAGGCACUCAGGAAAAUAAAGAGAACAAAGUCCAAUCAAAGAUGGAUGAAAUUACGAACUACGGUACAACUCAGUUCAGCGAUCCAAAAGAAGCCGACCCUAAAGAGAGAAGAUUCAUUUCUGAAGCGGUUUUCGACGCGUCAGAUACCGGAAACACAAGAAACAGUGGAAGACACUGGAUCUGAGGGGGCGACCGGAGAGCACAGAUCUACCACGCGACAGAGGCGGAGGAAAGUGCGUGCGCCUAGAACUGUCGUUAACCCAGAUGAGAAUUUUUACUUCUACUGGCUCUGGCUCAUUACACUCUGUGUGCUCUAUAAUUUAUGGACUCUUAUAGUGCGCCAGAGUUUUCCUGAGCUUCAGAUGAUGUGUCAUUACUUCUGGUUAACCUGUGACGGUAUCGGUGACCUGGUGUUCGCGUUGGACCUGGUGGUGCAGCUUCGCACUGGGUAUUUGGAGCAAGGGCUUAUGGUGUACGACUCAAAGAAGCUAGCUAAGCACUACCUGACAUCGCGACCGUUCCUUCUUGACCUGGCCGCGCUGACGCCCUUGGAUCUGCUGCAACUGCACAUCGGCAUUAACCCCAUCAUACGAUUUCCUAGGUUUCUCAAGGUGUACCGAGCUGUAAGCUGCUACUACAUAGUUGAGUCACGGACAGUAUACCCCAACUUCUGGCGCGUCAUUAACCUCAUCCACAUCCUGCUCAUCCUGGCACACUGGUUUGGUUGCUUCUACUUCCUGCUCUCCGAGGCUGAAGGCUUUCAGGGCGACUGGGCGUACCCCCACCGACCAGGUGACUAUGCAACUCUUACCCGGAAGUACCUGGGCUCUCUCUACUGGUCCACACUCACCCUUACAACUAUCGGAGACUUGCCCACACCCGAAACUAAUGCUGAGUAUGUGUUUACAAUAGUGAGCUACUUGAUUGGUGUAUUUAUAUUUGCGACCAUAGUGGGCCAAGUUGGCAAUGUCAUUACAAACAGAAAUGCGAACAGGCUCGAGUUUGAGAGGCUUCUCGAUGGAGCCAAGACAUACAUGAGACAUCACAAGGUUCCGGGUGGCAUGAAGCGUCGUGUGCUCCGUUGGUAUGAUUACUCGUGGUCCAGGGGUCGCAUCCAGGGUGGAGGUGACAUCAACACAGCUUUAGGUCUACUUCCCGAUAAGCUAAAGACAGAGCUCGCACUUCACGUCAAUCUUAGCGUGCUGAAAAAGGUAACAAUAUUUCAAGAGUGCCAGCCGGAGUUUCUUCAUGAUUUGGUGUUAAAAAUGAAAGCUUAUAUUUUCACACCCGGAGACUCUAUUUGUAGAAAAGGUGAAGUAGCACGGGAGAUGUUUAUCAUAGCUGAUGGAAUCCUAGAAGUGAUUUCAGAAACAGGCCACGUCCUUACCACCAUGAAGGCCGGAGAUUUCUUUGGGGAAAUCGGUAUUCUAAAUCUCGACGGUUUAAAUAAGCGUACCGCAGACGUACGGUCUGUGGGUUACUCUGAGUUGUUUUCCUUGUCUCGCGAAGAUGUCCUUGCAGCCAUGAAAGACUAUCCAGAGGCGCAGGAUAUUUUGCAGACACUCGGCCGAAAGAGACUUCAGGAGGCCAAGAGCAUGUCGCGGCACAAGCCCAAAAACGAAGUUAGUCCCGACAAGACGGGAGGCGACGAUAGCACUUCAAAGCGAAUCGUCCAUAAGCUGCGCACUGAUGUCAAGGGUAUCCGCAAUGCAAUCCGCAGCCGAUCGCGCGGUGGAAGGCGAUCGGGCGAAACCUUGGAGAUGCGAGCCAUGUCCGACCCCAAAGUACUACGCCGCAUGCCUCGCGUGCACAGCGAUGACUCACAGCACCAAGAGGAUCAGGCUGGUGAUUUUGCGCAUAAAGAGAGUGAAAAAACAGUAUCUCCUCUCGGAGCGGGUUUGCCUCUGCUUUCACGAUUAAAACUCCUUAAGGAAAAACAGGAUCGAGAGGAGAAAGUGGCAAAGCAGUGGCAUCUAUCAUCAUCGGUAGUGUCGCCACCGCCACCGCAACCGAAUCCCUCCACUAGUUCCGCCCCGGAUACGGAAAAGGAAGUUAUCGGAGCUGGCCUUCCUCUUAUACAAAGAUUACUUCUUCUAAAAGCUAAAGAAGAAAGAGAAAAAAAUCAACUUACACCUACGUUAAGUAACCAGCCCUCAAGUUCUGACACCAUCAGCCCCAAUUCUCUGAAGAGCCCCUUAAGUCCAACAAUCAAAACCUUAAGCCCGUUUCGAAAAGACUCAGAAUCAAGCUCACCUGGCAAAUUUUCAAAUUCAAGGAAAAAUUCUUCGGGGUCCAGUGACGGAGCUUCCAAACCAAAAGUCAGUUUUAGAAAUAAAAUACUGCAAGUGCAGAGCGACGGCACUGCUGUAUGUCAACCGCUUAAUAAAGAAAUUACCGAAAAACCGGCUGCAGUCGUUGAACCUACUCCUAAAACAGAAAGUAGUUUAAUAUCAAUUCCACAUUCAGUAGUCAGUAAAAUAAAAUCACCAGCUAAAGUAGUCGGUUCGACAUUCCGAGAUAAGUUAAGAUUAUUGCAAAAUGGAUCAAAUAAAGACAUCGAUAGAAAUAAAUUGCCCUUACCUGAUAAAAGUUCAGUUGAAGGUACUCAAGUUCAAAAAAAGGAUAGCCAAGAGGAAAGUAAAACUAAGAAACCUUGGAGUAAAUUAAAGAAAGCUGCAAUAUUAGGCGAAACUAAAAGUUAUAGUAAGAGUAGUAUAGACAAAAUUAAUGGUGAGACACCUAAACAAUGUGCCAAUGAGAGGAAAAUUGAAAGUGUAAAUUUGAGUAGUCAUACGCCUGUAAUUAACACGGCAGAGCUUGUCAAAAUAGACAAUAACAAUGUAGAAGUUAAUAGAGACUGCAUUAAUAGUGAUAAGCCUAAAUUAUGCGUUACAAGCUCUGAAACCGAUGAAGAAAAAUCUUUAGAUUUGUUAACUUCUUCCCCAAAUAAGACGGAGAUAAAAGUCCACGAAGUAAAAAAAGUCAUUACUAUAGAAACAAUGUUGUUGCCUAAAGUAAAAAAAUACAAAUCAAUAGACGAUCUGUCCCCGGAGUAUGGAGGACUCCCUUUUGUAAAAAAAUUAAAAAUAUUGAACGAAAGGCAAAAAUUAGCUGAGUUAGAAAAAGUAGUAAAAAUAAGAAGUUCUAGUUUAGAUUGUGCAAGCUCUUCGGAAGACUUGCUUUCCGAUACCCUUACUCGUAGUAAUUCAGAAGGAAGCACAAUGGACAAAAGAAAAUACAAACGAAAAUCUUCUGAAUCUAUAGGAAGCCAUGAGUCCAAUGAGACAUUAGAGAGACGAACGUUAAAGUCUAUUUUGAAAAAGUUGUCAGAAGACGUAACACCUGCAGAGAGACCACAAAGAGGCAAAGAAUUACGAAAAUUAAUUCGGGCCCCAACGUUGGAAGGUUAUGCUGCAAGGCAUUCAAAAUUUGCCAAAAGCGUUACUUUUCAUCGUCAUACGCUGCCUUCUCCACCGGGAAGUGCCUUGUCUGAUAUAGUAGACGAUGUGUUCGAAUUGCCAGAACCAAAGAAAGAGCCACCAAUACAGACAGAAUCUGAUCUGAAUCUGACUCCAUUUUCGCAAAAUCAAAUUGUUAAAUCAAGUCCUGAUGUAAUUAUACCGCGGGAAGAUUACAACAUAAAUAUAAAAUCUGAGUAUGAAUUACAGCAAAAUUUAGAUUUUCCGUCGCUCCGGCCCGAAGAUAUAAAACUGCCUUCUGAAAAACCGAAAAUCACAUUAAUAUCAGCAGUUGCUAACCAAAGGAAACUUCUACGAGCAUCUUUAGAAGAACAAGAAUACUUUGGAGAAGUAUUGUUGGGCAUCAAACAAGUUAUUGAUGGGCAUUUAUACGAAGUGCAAGGAAAAUUUCAAGAAAGAUUCGCUAGUUUAGAAAGUGAAGUAAGAAAACGAGACGAAAUAAUAUGUCAGCUACAGAAUAGAAUUCAGGAAUUAGAGAGACUCGGUUCAUCAGCCCCAUUGUCUCUGAAAACCAGUAAUGAGCCCGUGCUUGAAGAAAAUGGAAACAUACCCAAUCUCAAUAAUGAUAGCUCAGCUAGUGAGGGGUCAGAAGUUAAUGAAGGUUUUAUGAGAGGAGACUCUCUUGAUACAGUAUUUGCAACAUCUCCGGGUGAUGAUGAUAAGAUCAAACCGCCUCUCAAAUCAGCUCAGUCAUCCAGUAAACACGUAUCAAAUGACGAUUUAACUGAAGAAAAGUUAGCAGAACUAACUGGAGGGAUAGAACUUUCCAAAUUAACGUAUUCAGAAUUACAAAGUUUAGCUGAAUCUAUAUCAAGUAGAACUACUAAAACCUGUUCCAAGAAAGAGACGUGGAGCGUCAGCAAGUCAAAAAGGCUGGACUUAAAUCUCGAUGGGAAAGCCGGGACUUAUUCAAGGAAACGCGCAGCCAAAGUAAAACAAAUAAAAUCGUGGGAUCAAGAUCAGAGUGAUCAGGAAACGGUAGAAAUGCAGGAUUUGACAAGAUCAAUAUCACCACAAAUAACAUCAGAAAAUCGAUCGUUAUUAAGUCCCGAGCAGUCGAGCCUGAGGUCCAGCAGACGAGGAAUGCCAUUCCACUUUUUCGGCUCACAUCUGGAUAACACUAAGUCUAAAAUCAAGAAAACUCUUUCUGUAGACACUGGCAUGCAUCAUACUGGAAGAAAAAAAAAACAAAGUCGGGACGAACGCAAAUUUAGCCUAGGAUCAUUUUUUGGGUCACGUGGGGGGAGCGGGUCACAACAAGAGAAAUCUCACUGCAACGAUGUAGUGCUGGAUAUCGGCAGCGAUGCCAGUUGGAGCAACACGACAUCGACAUCGUCCAGCGAUUCAGAGUCCAUUCCUCAUACCCCAGUAUUUGAGGAGUUCGUAGACAGCAAGCGACUUUGUCAAAGAUCGGGACAUGGAAAUAGUUCUACUGUUAGAGGUUUCUCUGGAAGUGGAGGAGAUUGGGAGUUAAUGAUGCUGGCCGAUGAGUUGGAGAGGCGGGAAAGGCGCGACGAUGGUCGAGCCCUACUGCCCCCCUAUCCAUCUGCUCUUCGGGACCUUGAGGAGGAGUCUGACAGUCCUCAACGCGAGGACAGCGCGGACGACGUGUCCAACCUAGAGGAGUCGUCCUCGAGUACGCAACUACUAUCGCAGUCCCUCAGUGACCACCUGGAAACUUCCUUCACUGAACACAGAAGAAUCCCGCACCGCCUCGGCUCGUUAGGAGACCAGCCGAGGACGGAGGUUUCCCGGAUGAUGGUGCGAGCAUCGAGCCUAGACCCAGCCCCUCGCACCGCACCUCCUCCCCGCCGCGCCACCUCGCUUCGUAGCUGCAGUGACACUCAUCGCAAACGGCUAUGAUCCGCGACCGUACUUUUACCCCUUUCACAUACACUGCUUACGUGAUACACGCAUUACUGACGUUUAAUCAUGUUGUACGAGUAUUUCAUACUGUAUGUUUUUAUUUAAACCAAAAAAUAUAAAAAAUAUAUCGUAAGUUCUAGUCUUAUAUAAAUUGCCUUUUAAGCAAUUUAAUAUGUAGUAUAAAUGUGACAGAAUACUGAGAAAUAUUUCAUAUUUAACUUUGAUCUUUUGAUUAUUAUUUCAAUUAUAAAAUCCAAUACGCCAAAUUAUUAACAUAAAAAUAAAUAUAUGUAUGCAUUUAAGGAACAUAGUAACGGACGAGAGAAAGUUAGCUAACCCAACCAUAAUUAUUUUCUACUUAAUCAGAUAACAAAGUAAACUUUUAGAAAACGUUAAAUAUAAAAGUUUGAAGUAGUAAAAACAAUUAAAUAUAAUUUUAAAACAAAGGUGUUGAACGAACUUUUAUAAGAACAUUUUCUGUGUACCUCGGUAGAUCAUUUUGACGUACUUAUUACAAGCUCAAAUGUGGGCCUUGUGCACGUCAGUCCAAUACAGAACGUCCCAAACAAUACAACCAUUUUUACCAAAUUAAAUACCAUUAAAGUUGUUGCAAAAUGCUUUAGUUUCAACUUAAUCUUAAUUAUGUUUUACUAGAAUUGCAAAAUAUGUAGCACAAAGGGUAAAUAGUAAAACAAAAACUUUAAGAGAUUUAAAAAAUAUAUUAUAAAAAUUGUUAUUGUACAUAAUAAUAUUAGAAUUUUAAUAGCAGGAUUUGUAUUAAAUAAAUGUUUAAAGUUCAAGCACAAGUGUUACUUUUAUAUAAUAAAUAUUUAAAAAUAGCUAUGUGUCAACUGUCUGAUAUUGAUGUGAGUUAGUAAAACUAAAAUGAGUUUUCGUUUGAAUCGAUAUUUCCCCAAAAUCGAACAUAUAUAUGCAUAUAAUCGUUAUAUACGCAUUUGUUAUAUUGUCAAUGAUCAGAGGUUUCAUAGAUAUUUUAUUUAUUAUCAAGACAAUUCGUUAUAGAUAACUAUAGACUCAUUAAUAUAAAAUUAUGUGCCAAUAAUUGUAGUAAGUAGAUUCGUAAAACAUUUAAUUAAGGAUGUAAAUUGUGAAUAAAUAGUAAAUAGGUACACUACAUAACCCAUUUUGUAAGACCGAUCAGUAACAUAAUGUAUUCCUAUUUAUGUACACCACACAUUAAUAUGUAUAAUAAUUAAAACGUAAAUAGUUUAAUCAAUAUUAGGUAUAAAUUAUGAUUUUCUUUUUAGUGUGUACUCAUAUCACAAAUGACAGUACUAAUUCAAUAUUUUUUACUUUACUUAACUCCUUUUUUGAUCACCAUUUAGUUAUUAUAUUUCCAAACUGUAAUAUUUUG
This is a messenger RNA of Pieris brassicae (large cabbage white), 7291 nucleotides long. RefSeq lists its product as uncharacterized. Gene Ontology annotation, biological process: monoatomic ion transport; transmembrane transport. Gene Ontology annotation, molecular function: monoatomic ion channel activity; protein-containing complex binding. The transcript has 27 exons. The record is from RefSeq and is a predicted model, not a curated record. NCBI's taxonomy places the organism in Eukaryota, Metazoa, Arthropoda, Insecta, Lepidoptera, Pieridae. Gene Ontology annotation, cellular component: membrane. Bases 151 to 5913 code for a protein of 1920 amino acids.